AUGAUGAGGCUACCAACCUCAGCUGUUGGUAUUCGCACUGUCGCUCAACGAUCAUAUGCGACGUCGAAUCGGGCCCUUUUCUCACAUGCGCGACCCAACGCCCGAGUCAACGUUGACAAGAGCAAAAUCUCUCGAAUUGCUCAACGGACCUACGCAGAUGUUGCUCCUGUCAAUGUUAAGAAGCCCAAGCGAUUUCGAUUCUUGACGUACACUUGGCGUCUUACAUAUUUGUCUUUGAUCGGAGGAGCCGCUUAUCUUGGUUAUGAAGUUUGGGAACUUCGACAUCCAGAGGAGCAAUUUCAGCCAGACCCAACCAAGAAGAAUUUGGUCAUUCUUGGUACUGGAUGGGGUGCUGUAUCUCUUUUGAAAAAGCUCGACACGGAAAAUUACAAUGUCAUUGUUAUCUCUCCACGAAACUACUUCCUGUUUACCCCUCUUUUGCCAUCAUGUACAACUGGUACCGUCGAGCACAGAUCUAUCAUGGAACCUAUUCGAAGCAUAACCAGACACAAAAAGGCUGCUGUUAAGUUUUACGAGGCCGAAGCCACAAAAAUCGACCCCGAGAAAAAAACCAUCUCGAUUAACGACAAUUCUGAUGUUAAAGGGGCUUCGCAUACUACCGAAGUCUCAUAUGAUAUGUUGGUUGUAAGUGUUGGUGCUGAAAACGCCACUUUUGGAAUUCCCGGUGUCAGAGAGCACUCGUGCUUCUUGAAGGAGAUUGGCGACGCACAAGCGAUCAGGAAGAAGAUCAUGGACUGUGUAGAGACUGCUACUUUCAAGGACCAAUCACCAGAGGAGGUUGAGCGUCUGUUGCACAUGGUUGUCGUUGGGGGUGGACCUACUGGUGUUGAAUUUGCUGGUGAGCUUCAAGAUUUCUUCGACCAAGAUAUCAAGAAGUGGGUUCCAGAAAUCAGCGACAAGUUUAAGGUUACUCUCAUCGAGGCUCUUCCAAAUGUUCUUCCUAUGUUCUCCAAGCAAUUGAUUGAAUACACAGAGUCAACCUUCAAAGAGGAGAAGAUUACUAUCAAGACGAAGACAGCCGUCAAGAAGGUCACCGACAAGACAGUCGAAGCCGAGGCCACUGGACCAGAUGGAAAGAAGUUCACUGAGGUCAUGCCUUACGGUCUCCUUGUAUGGGCCACCGGAAACGCUGUCCGCCCUGUCGUCAAGGAUCUCAUGGCACAAAUUCCUGCUCAAAAAGAUUCAAGGAGAGGUCUUGCCGUAAAUGAGUAUCUCGUUGUUCAAGGAACUAAGGACAUAUGGGCCACUGGAGAUUGCGCAGUCGCCGGAUAUGCACCAACAGCUCAAGUAGCAUCACAAGAAGGAGCUUUCUUAGCUCGUUUAUUUAACACAAUGGCGAAGACCGAUACUAUCGAACAUGAAAUCCAGGAAUUAAGUUCUUCCCUGAACCUUGGCCCUGGAAAUGCUGCCGAAAUUGCCAAAGAGAUUGAAGCACACGAGAAGCAAUUGAGGAGAAUCAAGGACAUCAAGCCAUUCCACUACACCCAUCAAGGUUCUUUGGCAUACAUUGGUAGUGAAAGAGCCGUUGCAGAUGUCAGCUGGUUGAAUGGUAACUUUGCCACUGGUGGUAAUUUGACAUACUUGUUCUGGAGAAGUGCAUACUUGAGCAUGUGCUUUAGCACACGCAACCGUGUUUUGGUGGUCCUCGACUGGCUUAAAUCCAAGACUUUCGGUCGUGACGUUUCUAGAGAAUAG
This is a messenger RNA of Sclerotinia sclerotiorum 1980 UF-70, 1716 nucleotides long. RefSeq lists its product as hypothetical. The record is from RefSeq and is a predicted model, not a curated record. Lineage: Eukaryota; Fungi; Ascomycota; Leotiomycetes; Helotiales; Sclerotiniaceae. Bases 1 to 1716 code for a protein of 571 amino acids. Gene Ontology annotation, molecular function: NADH dehydrogenase activity. The transcript has 3 exons.